This is a messenger RNA of Verruconis gallopava, 955 nucleotides long. RefSeq lists its product as uncharacterized. Bases 26 to 955 code for a protein of 309 amino acids. Gene Ontology annotation, molecular function: DNA binding; DNA-binding transcription factor activity, RNA polymerase II-specific; zinc ion binding. The record is from RefSeq and is a predicted model, not a curated record. The transcript is spliced from 3 exons. NCBI's taxonomy places the organism in Eukaryota, Fungi, Ascomycota, Dothideomycetes, Venturiales, Sympoventuriaceae. Gene Ontology annotation, biological process: regulation of DNA-templated transcription; DNA-templated transcription.
AAAGCUUUGUUUUCAUGUUCGCGUCAUGGAGCGCUCACCAGAGGGAGCAAGCUCCAAGAAACCCCCCCGGCGAUACGCGUUCGCGUGCAGCAACUGUCGGAAGAAGAAGAUACGUUGCGAUGGGGCACAGCCAGAGUGCACUUCCUGUGCCCGUGCGGAAGAGGUCUGCCAGUAUCCCAAGAAGCGUAUGGAAGCGCAGCUAGCGCAGGCUCAAAAACGUAUCCAAGAACUCGAGUCUGAGUUGCUAGAAGCACGAUCUAGUAGCCCUUAUGGCAGCCAGCCCGCAUCAUCUCCUGGGGCACUAUAUUCUGACUCGGAACAAGACUAUUCUCUGUACUCCCAAGUUGGGUUCGAUGACAAAGGAUCGAUCACUUAUCAUGGGCCGACUUCGCGCUUUCAAGAAUCUGCUUUCGAGGAUGACGAUGACGAGACCCUAGAAGAAGCAGCCAUCGUUCGGGAGAGGCUUAAAGAAUCCUCUCAAAAGCACUUCAAAACAACGUACGAAGAUCUGCAGAAUCGAUGGCAACCGCUGUUGGUGAAGAAAACUGAGGCCGACUUUGGCAUUCCCACAGAUGUUGCGAUCCACCUUUUGUCCGCCUAUUUCACUUGGCAGAAUCCAUUUCACAAUUUCGUCUACAAGCCACUGUUCAUCAGGGAUCUAGCUGGAACUGGACCAUACUGCUCUAGAUUUCUGCUUACAUCGAUAUUUGCGCUUGCAGCUCGACACUGCAACCAUGACUCUAUCGUUUAUCAGGAUCAAGGUGAACGUUUUCUUGUCGCAGCUAAAGAGCUUUUAGUGCGAGAACUUGGUAGCUCCCGGCCUGCCAUCGCAACUAUCCAAGGCUUGCUGAUCCUAGGCUGUCGACAAUGUGGCAUAGGAAAUACGUCCGAAGGAUGGCUAUUCUCUGGCAUGGCACGUCUCAAUAUUCUUUUGACGUCCAAGUUACUGAACUAA